AUGAGCGGUCAAGCUGCCAGUUAUUACAAUACCAAUCAAAGCUUUGGCGGGCCUCCGCCUCAGCAGCAGCAGCAACAACAACAACAACCUUACUACAAUCCUGAAGCUCCUCAGGGAGCACCGUCGCAGCCGAAUCAUUCCAAUGGAGGCUACGCGCGCGGCCCUGAGCCCAAGCCGCCCCAGGAACCGCCACCCACAUACAACCAGGCUGUUUAUGGGUUUGACGAGGCCUUCAAGGUCGAGAAGCCCAAAUGGAAUGACCUCUGGGCCGGUUUAUUGCUCAUCGCGGUGUUUCUCGGCUACGUCGCUGUCUCCGGGGUGGUGAUCUACCGCUAUAGCAAGUACAAAGGGUUCAACGGGGGCGGCAUCUACGACUCGGCCAACGACUUCUCGCUCAACACCAACACCCUGAUCCUGCUGAUCUUCGUGCUCUGCGUCGCGCUGGUUCUGUCGUACGCCUACUGGCUGGGGGCGCGGUACUUCCCGAAACUCUUCAUCUGGGCGACGGGGAUCCUGAAUAUCGUGUUUGCGCUGGCGACGGCGAUCUACUACCUGACGCAGCACCAGUGGGGGGGCGGGAUUGUCUUUUUGAUCUUCGGGGUGUUCGCCAUCAUCUGCUUCAUCAGCUGGAUCCCGCGCAUCCCGUUCACCGCGUUCAUGAUGCAGACCUCGAUCGACGUGUCGCGGCGCUACGGCCACAUGUUCGUCGUGAGCACGGUCGGCGGGCUGCUGGCCGUCGCAUUCGGGGCCUGGUUCUCCGUCACUCUGGUCUCCAUCUACGUCGCGUACGAGCCGGACGGCAACGGCGGCGGCACGAAUCCGGCGUGCGGCGACGGCGGCGGGGGGUGCAGUACGGCGCGGGUGAUCGGGCUGGUGGUGUAUGUCACCUUCGCGAUGUACUGGUUCAGCGAGUGGCUGAAGAACACGGUGCACACGACGAUCGCGGGGGUGUACGGCUCGUGGUACUUCUUCAGUGGGACGGCGCGCGGGAUGCCGGCGGGGGCGACGCGCGGGGCGCUGCGACGUGCCACGACCUACUCGUUCGGCAGCAUCAGUUUCGGCAGUCUGAUCAUCGCGCUCAUCAACCUGCUGCGGCAGGCGUGCUCGGUGGCGCAGCGGCAGGAGGCGGCGCAGGGGAGUCUGGUGGGGAGCAUCGCCUUCUGGGUGCUCGGGUGUGUGAUCUCCCUGCUCGACUGGCUGGUCACCUUCUUCAACCGCUACGCCUUCUGCCACAUCGCCUUGUAUGGGAAAGCCUACCUCCCCGCCGCCCGGGACACCUGGACGAUGAUGAAGGACCGCGGCGUCGACGCGCUGGCGGCGGAUUGUCUGGUCGGCCCGGUGAUCACGAUGGGCUCGGUGUUUGUCUCGUACGUGUGCGCCCUCCUCGCCUAUCUGUAUCUGCGCUACACCCAUCCCGCGUACAACCAGGGCGGCGACUUCACCGCGGUGGUUAUGGCGUUUGCCUUUGUGAUUGGCUUGCAGAUUUGUCAGAUCUUUAUGACGCCGAUGAGUAGUGGGAUUGAGACGAUCUUCGCGGCGAUGGCGUGGGAUCCCCAGGUGAUGAUCGAGCAGCAUCCGGAUUUGUAUCAGCGGUUGGUGCAGUUGUAUCCGCGCGUGCAGCAGGCGAUUCAUGCGUAG
Molecule: messenger RNA, 1638 nt
Organism: Aspergillus saccharolyticus JOP 1030-1
Lineage: Eukaryota; Fungi; Ascomycota; Eurotiomycetes; Eurotiales; Aspergillaceae
Product: choline transporter-like family protein
Exons: 2
Coding region: 1-1638 (545 amino acids)
Biological process (GO): transmembrane transport
Cellular component (GO): plasma membrane
Molecular function (GO): transmembrane transporter activity
Source: RefSeq, a predicted model, not a curated record